CGGAAGUAAUAUUUGAACUAGAGAUCUAGCUUAUUGCAACAACAAAUAUAUAUAUUGAACAUAUUGUCUGGUUUAUAAUUGGCCUAUCUGAUAGUAUGCCCAGGCGGACAAUAGAAAGACAAAGGACUGAAGUUCCCGCUCCGUUUACAAAUAUAUUAGGUUUCCGGGAGCUCUUUGGUAAACAAAAUGUGCCCGAUCUAGAUCUACUCAGAGUUCAUCUUGCGAAUCAAGGCAGGCUGGACAUGGUUGCUAUUAGAGAGAUAUUAGAUCGAACAACAAUUAUUUUGUCCAAGGAAAGUAACUUACUGCUAAUAAAUGGCAAAGUAACAGUGGUUGGAGCUUUGCACGGACAUUUCUAUGACUUGUUGACUAUCUUGAAAAAAACCCAAACAGUACCAGAUACGAAACUCUUAUUCUUAGGUUCCUAUGUACACAAUGGUAAUUUUGGUGUCGAGACAGUCAUCUUUCUCCUUACCAUGAAGCUUCUGAAUCCAAACCAAGUUUUCCUUUUGCGUGGAAGUCAAGAUUGCCGAACUGUAGCAGAACUUCAAUUUAAGCAAGAGUGCUUAACUAAAUAUUGCAAGUUGGCGUUUUACUGGAUCAUGGAUGCCUUUGACAGCCUCCCACUGGCUGCUGUCGUUAAUGGCAACGUGUUUUGUGUUCAUGGAGGAAUUUCAUCACGUUUGAAAAGUAUGCAAGACAUAGAGAAGAUCAACCGAUUUCGUGAACCACCAAAGAAAGGUCUGUUUACUGACCUGCUGUGGUCCGACCUUAACUAUGAAGAAACUGAAGAUGGGAACCAAAUGCAGAAGAGGUUUUCUUUCAACCAAGAUAGAAGGAUCUCAGUUUACUUUAGCUUAAGAGCACUAUUUGAAUUUCUCUAUUCAAACAAUUUCCGACUUCUCGUUCGAUCAAAUCAGCUUCUCUCAGAGGGCGCAUAUUUUCAUGGUACAACUGACGAUGGGACAAUUCGCUAUCCUUUUGUUUCUUUGUGCUCUGCCUCCAAUGUUAUGAAUUACAGAAAUAAAGGAGGAUAUCUGUUUGUGACUCCAACUACUGUAGGCCUGCGACAGAUUGCAUGGGUCCCUCAGCCCUAUAUACUCCCAAAUGGAAUGAACGCAUUCGAUUGGUCCUUAUCGUUUUUAAUGAAGAAAGUGGUUCUAAUUCUUGCUGACUUGUUGGACGUGGAAGAGGGUCUUCUUCAGAUUGACAUAAAAAAGCAUAAGCACAUACAGACUUUAAAAAGUCAAGGUUACCCACUAAGCUUGUUGAAAAUUGACCGGAAGAAACUUGCUGCAUACAUCGCACAAAGAGAGAAAGAGCGAACACAGAUACUUCGGAUUGAAAAAAUGUCGGCGUCCGAAAACAGAAUAAGAAAUUAAGAGCUUCUGGAGGAUCUGUUUUGUUUUGUUUGUUUCAGCAUAUUUCACAUUUUAAUAUUUAUGUAUUUAAACGUCCUUCUGUAAUUGAAUUCUCUAGAAUAAACAGAGUAAGUUCUAUUGCA
Molecule: messenger RNA, 1504 nt
Organism: Biomphalaria glabrata
Lineage: Eukaryota; Metazoa; Mollusca; Gastropoda; Planorbidae
Product: protein phosphatase 3 catalytic subunit alpha-like
Exons: 12
Coding region: 96-1382 (428 amino acids)
Biological process (GO): calcineurin-mediated signaling
Cellular component (GO): cytoplasm; calcineurin complex
Molecular function (GO): calmodulin-dependent protein phosphatase activity; calmodulin binding
Source: RefSeq, a predicted model, not a curated record